CCCGUCACUAGGCGAUGCUGCAGCCAAGAUGGCGGCGGGGGCCGAGCGAGCGUGAGCGGAGGCAGCGGCUCCGCUCCCGGCGGUCUCCCCAGCCCGGGCAGGGGGAAGAGGAGGGAUGAGGCGCGGGCCUGGUCCCGGCUGGCUGUCGUGAGGGGCGCGGGCCAGCAGACACCAUGGCGGGGAUCAUCAAGAAGCAGAUCCUGAAGCAUCUCUCCAGGUUCACCAAAAACCUGUCACCUGACAAGAUCAACCUGAGCACGUUAAAGGGAGAAGGUCAACUGACCAACUUAGAGCUGGACCAAGAGGUGCUUCAGAACAUGUUGGAUCUUCCCACCUGGCUUGCUAUAAACAAGGUCUUUUGCAAUAAAGCCUCUAUUAGGAUACCAUGGACAAAAUUGAAGACACAUCCCAUCUCUCUGUCCUUGGAUAAAGUUGUGAUGGAAAUGAGCACAUGUGAAGAGCCACGUGCCCCUAAUGGACCCUCUCCCAUAGCAACUGCAUCUGGACAGAGUGAAUAUGGCUUUGCUGAAAAAGUUGUGGAAGGCAUCUCUGUUUCUGUCAACUCCAUCAUAAUACGGAUUGGUGCAAAGGCCUUUAAUGCUUCAUUUGAACUUUCCCAGCUGAGAAUUUAUAGUGUAAAUGCAAACUGGGAACAUGCUGACCUCAGAUUUACCAGAAUACAAGAAGCUCAACGUGGAGAGGUUUUAACUUUUAAAGAAAUCAACUGGCAGAUGAUCAGAAUAGAAGCAGAUGCAAUCCAGAGUUCUAAACAUGAAAUCAUGAGUGCUCCGGUUCGGCUGAUUACUAACCAAUCAAAAAUUAGGGUCACACUUAAAAGAAGGUUAAAGGAUUGUAAUGUGGUGGCAUCAAAACUGGUUCUCAUCCUGGAUGAUUUGCUCUGGGUUUUGACUGAUUCCCAGUUGAAAGCCAUGGUGCAGUAUGCCAAAUCUCUUAGUGAAGCCAUAGAGAAGUCAACAGAACAGAGAAAAAGUUUGGCUUCUGAAACAGCACAGAGCUCUGCCCCAGCACCCAGCUCUCAGCAGGUGAAAGCACAACAGACAACAGCAGCACCUGAUCAAAACGAUGCAAUAGUAAAAUUGUUUAAUGAUUUUGAUGUGAAAGAAACUUCUCAUCACUUAGUAAUUUCUCAUUUGGACCUGCAUAUAUGUGAUGAUAUCCAUUCUAAAGAAAAAGACUCAAACAGACGUGUUACAGGAGGGGCCAUGCAACUUUCCUUCAGCUAUUUGACAGUGGACUAUUACCCAUUUCACAAAGCAGGAGACAGUUGUGAUCACUGGAUGCAUUAUAGCGAUGCCACUAAAACCAGAAGUGGAUGGGCCAAAGAAUUGCUAAAUGAAUUCAAAAACAACGUUGAAUUGCUCAAGCAGGCUGUGAAGGACCAGGUCAUAGAUUCUCCUCCCAAGUCACCACCUGCUGUAUCUCCCCAGAACGUCCAAACAGGCAAGGAACAGAUACCGAAAGGAACAUCUAGGGCUUCCUCCCAACAACCAAAGGGCAAACUGAUGUCUAGUCCUAUUGUGGUUAGACUUGCAGAUUUCAAUAUAUAUCAGGUUUCAACAGCAGACCAGUGUCGUUCUUCCCCUAAAGCUCUGAUCUCUUGCAAUAAGAAGUCACUUUAUCUUCCACCAGAAAUGCCAGCUAUUCAUAUUGAAUUCACUGAAUAUUACUACCCAGAUGGAAAGGACUUUCCUAUUCCAUCUCCAAAUUUGUAUGGCCAACUGAAUGCUUUACAGUUCACCCUGGAUGAGAGAAGUAUACUUUGGCUAAAUCAGUUUGUGCUGGAUUUGAAGCAGAGUCUUAUUCAGUUCAUGGCCAUGUACAAGCUAAAUGACAACUCCAAAUCAGAUGAGCAUGUUGAUGUUAGAGUUGAUGGACUGAUGUUAAAGUUCAUCAUCCCAUCUGAAAGCAAACCUGAAAUUCAUAAAGACCAACCCCGUGCAAUUUCCAUUCAAAGUUCAGAGAUGAUUGCUACAAAUACAAGAUGCUCACCAAACUGCAGACACUCUGAUCUGGAAGCUUUGUUUCAGAACUUCAAAGACUGUGAAUUUUUCAGCAGAACUUUCACCACUUUUCCUAAAUCCCAGAAGAAUUUUAACCUUUUGCAUCCAAUCUUUCAGAGGCACGCUCACGAGCAGGACACUAAAAUGCAUGAUGUUUAUAAAGGUUAUAUCAUCCCCAAGUUGAAUAAAUAUGCACUCAAGACAUCUGCAGCUACUGAUGUCUGGGCUGUACAUUUUUCACAGUUUUGGAUAGAUUAUGAAGGAACAAAAAGUGGGAAAGGGCGACCGGUAAGCUUUGUGGACUCCUUCCCGCUUUCCCUUUGGAUUUGCCAGCCAGUGAGGUUUGCAAAGUCACAAAAAGAGCUUGUAUCUCACAACCAGGCAGCCCUGAACAUUCCAAAAAGUGAAUCUUGUGAGCUCGCUAAUAGACUGCAACGUAAAAAACUUCUAAGGGAGUACUACAGCAGUGAGACAGAGCCCUUGACCAACGGCAUUGCAACAUCAGAGGCUUCAGGAGUGCUUUCCGAGCGCUCUCGCUCUGAUGCAGAUGUCCACGUCCUUGUCCACGUUCAAAAACACGUGAGCAUGCAGAUCAACCAUUACCAGUAUCUUUUCCUGUUGCUUCUCCAUGACUCUCUUGUCUUACUCCUGGAAAACUUAAGGAAUGAUGUAGAAGCAGUGACAGGAAAACCUGCAGAGCAAACAGAUGUCUGCAUUGGGAUCUUAGUGAAAAGUGCAGAACUCGCCUUACUGCUCCAUCCACUGACUCAGGGAAACCCUUGUAAGUCUCCAGUUGAGGAAGAAGGAAGUCCUGUGGCAUCAGAACUCUCACCUUUGGGAAAUGGGGAGACUCUUACUUCAGAGAGUAAAUUAGUUGGCAGUAAGAUGCAAACUGGUGUAAGCGAUUUUGAUUGUGUAAAUGACUCCAAGCCUCUGAACACUGAAGUUAAUAAAGGGAUUUUGAUAGAUCCUCUUCUGUUUAAGUCAGACAGUAAUAUGGAUUUGCAGAAAGGAGCAUCCUUCUCAGAUGAUGCAUCAGAUAAAGGUUUGGGAGAUACAAGUGAAGGAGGAAGCAGUGGACUUUUUAGUAGAAGUGAUUCAGAGGAAGUCUGUGGACCCCUGAGUGAGAAAAGUAGCUCACAUGCCAGGGAUUCAGCAUCCAUUUUUAAUAAGAGAGAAGAUUCUGCUGAAUUUUUCACUGAUAAAGAGGAUGACAAAACCAUCUUCUCAAGCAAGUUGAAUGAACAGGAAGGCACAGCUGAAGGCUCUCCUAACCAGGUUGCUGACUUGGAAACAGAAACUGCCUUAGAAUCCGAAGAGCUUGAAAUCAACAAAGUCACUUCAGUGAGAAUGUUCACAUCUCAGUCUUCAUCAAGUGCAAAGCCUAAGGAACGCUGCCUGUCCAACCUCCCUGCAUUCUCUGUUUCUUACAAGAAUAUGAAGAGAAGUCCGUCACAGGUUUCUCUGGAUACCAUCUCUAUUGACAGUAUGAUGCUAGAAGAUCAUUUGAUAGAGAGUGAUGGAAGUGACAGCCAAAGCUUUCUGGAGAAAGGUAUUACAGCCACAAACUAUCAGAGCCCAUCAGAAAACGCCCCUGAAGGAGGCCCAGUGAUUGAAAAUUGUGAUGGGUCAUCUCCAGAUGCCAUGAGUGCUGCUUCAGAGAAUGCCCAUGAAACUAGUGAAGAAAUGAUGUCUGUUGUGGUGUUCCAAAUAUUUGGAGUCAAUGGUGAAAUUGACAUCCGAGGUGAAGACACAGAAAUAUGCCUACAGGUCAACCAAGUGAUACCAAAUCAGCUGGGAAAUAUCAGUGUCCGACACUAUCUUUGCAACAGAACCGUUGGUUCUGACUGCAAAUCAGUGCCUGGACCAGCUAAUUCAUCACCCGAGAUUAGUUUGAGAUGGGAAAGUGGCCCCAGUGCUGUCAAACACUCUCUGCUGGCUGUGAAAAAUGGUUUCCUUCAGUGUCAUGUAGAGAACUUCAGUGCUGAAUUCCUAACAUCUUCCCUGACCAACAUUCAGCAUUUUCUAGAGGAUGAAAGUGUCGCAGAAGUGAUGCCUAUGAAGAUAAAAGUUUCUAAUGCAAGGAUUAAUUUAAAAGAUGACAGUCCACGGGAAAAUAUGAAGGCCUCUGAGCUGGUACCCAUAAAACUGCAUAUUGACAUUCUCUGGAUAGAGAGAAAUGAUGAUGGCUCUUUUCUCAUUAGAGACCAUCAAAGAGUAAAUGAUGUGUCAAAGAUGAAGAAUUCAAGCAGUGCAUUGCAGCAAACAACUGGAACUGUUGGAUGUAAAAGACAGGACCAAGCCACGCAGACUACUUGGGAAAUUCCCAACCCUUCAAAAUCAAACAGGGAUUCACCUGAUUUCCUUAAAAAUGAGCUUUCUGAAGAGAAUGAAUGUCUCAAGCAGGAGCUAGCAAAAGCCAAGAUGGCUCUUGCUGAGGUCCAGAUGGAGAAGGAUGCUCUGCUUCAUCAUAUCAAGAAGAUGAAUGCUGAUCAUCAGUAGGAAGUGUUCUGUUGGUGCAAGGCAUCGACAGGACUUCAGGCAAUGGUGACAUCUAAAAUGCUGUUUGUAAAUUGCUGGCAGAUGUGGCUUUUAGUUUGGUGUUUUAUUUUGUCACAGACAAAGUUUUCACACUGCAAACAGAAUGUUUGUCAACUAGUUACUGUUCUUAAAUUAUCAUGAAACACUGUAACUUUUUUUUCCAGCCCAUUUGAAACUGAAGUGACUUGGGGGGGGGAGAAAUAAAGCCAGUUUAUACUGUAGUUUAUUAAUUUACUGAAGGAAAAAGAAAUCAUAUCCUCUACUUUUAAUAUUCUCAAAGGAGAUCUUAUUUUUUAAAUGCUUUCUGAAAGGUGGGUGGCUCAGCAAUGAUAGAAGAUGCCUAAGUGCAUGACUUGAGUACGAUGUACCACACCUCAUUAACAAACUGUACCUCUGUUUGUUAAGGUUAUCUUGUUUUGUUCUUACCAGAAGGUGUCCAUACAGGAGAUUACAUUUGCACUAUGAUGAUAUGGGCUCUACAAUGGUAUAGCUACUGAAAAUUGAAAGAGCAGCCCUAAAAUGACCCUGAAUUUAGUGGAAUUUGCCCAGAGAGGAUUUUAAGGCUAAUCCUCUGGUGCUAUAAAGAUUCCAUGUACCCUUUCCAUAUGCACUCCUAAAAUACCACAGUAAGUGCUAGGGAACUGCAGUAAGUGGGCAUACCAUACUACUAGGCUUUCCUUCUGCUUGAAGGUUCACUCAGUCUGUACAGUUGAUACAAUUUAGACAUUCAUACCUUCUUAUUUUUCUCUUUUCCCUCUCUCUGGGAUGAGGAUGUAGCCCUGCAACAGGAUCCAGCCCUUUGUAGAAGCUGAGCUUUGAGCCAUUUUCCAUGCAUGUCUGUUUCCUGCACAACUCAUCAGAUAUGCCCAAGGAUUUGGUCCAAGGUAUUUAAAUAUGUAACAUCAAUGGCUUCUGAAGGGGUUGGAAAUCCUCCAGGGAUUCAUUAAUUGUAUAUUGCUUUUUUAUUUGUUAUUAAAAAAAAAGCUGCAGAGAGUCAUUUAAGUACCCAGUGAAAUGGUGAGGUUACAUGAAAUGUAAUUAUAGAGUUGAAAUCAUGGCUGACUUGUACAAACUGAACAGUAAUUUCCAGCUAAAAUCUAGUACAGAUGAAUAAAUAAGAAAGCAAAACAGUGUAGAAUAGAGACUAUAAGAGUGUGCUUCUAAACCACCUAGGAAACAACAUCCAAAACCAGCCUUGCCUGUGAGAGAUUGGUUUUGCUAGAAGUAAAAGUGACUGAAUAAUUUAACUAGUGACCUUGAAUCUGAAAAAUCUUUUAAUUGCUACCAUAAUUGUUUCUGCUCCGUGGGAUGUUGGAGGGAAGUUUUGUUUUGUAGACAGGCAGGCAAAUCUCCAAAAGUAUUUAGUAUCCUGUGGUUUGACUUUGCAUAUUCAGGCUGUCAAACUAGUUUUAAUUAAAAUGGUUUUCAUUAAAACUUUUUUUGGAGGACACAGAAUUUCCACUGCUGAAAAUAGUUAUUGAAAGUGUGUAGCUUUUAAUGAAGACCUCUGUGGAAGAACUGGUUCAGGCACUAUUUUAAAGCCUGCCUUAUGAAACCCCAGUUGAAACUCCCUUUAAUGCCCAUGGAAAUUUUUAUCUUGCUAUUCUGAAUGAGACUUGGGGGGGGGGGGGGAAAUAUACACACAGCUGUUUCUAAGAGAGAAACUGAAUAUUUGUGUUGCAAAAGGUGUUUAAGACAACGCAGUAUUAAGUCUGAGUACUGUAAUUUCAUACAACUAUCGUGGCAGAUUCAGGGGAGUUCUCAGCUGAUUUAAUUCUGGUUGGUACUGUUGAAGUCAGUAAGUCUUGUUUGGUUUAUCCCUGCCAAGAUCUAGUUAGAAUUAUUCUGAAGAGAGGAAUGUAUAGAGUGCUUAGUAGCAUGUUGCUGGAAUAAUAGAUUGAGAGUUGUCUGAUUUUUAAGAGGAAAUAAAGAGCAAUACCAAA
Pogoniulus pusillus (Red-fronted tinkerbird) is the source of this 6505-nucleotide messenger RNA. It is a transcript of the gene BLTP3B, whose product is annotated as bridge-like lipid transfer protein family member 3B. Lineage: Eukaryota; Metazoa; Chordata; Aves; Piciformes; Lybiidae. The transcript has 21 exons. Bases 174 to 4523 code for a protein of 1449 amino acids. The record is from RefSeq and is a predicted model, not a curated record.